AUCAAAAUGUGAUUCAUCCACUGCAUACCUCAUUGGCCGAUUCACAUUCUUGAUUCUUGAUUCCGUAUCUUCAUGUAUGGCGUUCGGCGUUCCAGUCGGGACCUGGAAGGUGUAAUCGACCGCCUUACCCACACUUGGUCGCCUUUCACUAAUAACCUGCUCCGCUGCAAAGUCUCACGCCUCGCAUCGCUCUGAGGUAGCUCACCAUCAUCGGCACCGUACUCUAGCAGAUUGUCACGGGCUUGCUCAAGACGUACAGAGCAUCAAAACCUGUUCAAAAGCUCACCAUGGCGGCGAACCUCUCUGCGACAGCUGCCGGUGCUAGCGCGAGCCAAUGCAGUGUUGUCAGCCCGCUGCCAUCGCCAGAAGGAUUGUAUCAAUGCACUGCGACCACCAUUAGCCCGGUGAUUUUGGCCCCUUCCCUGUCUCUGACACCGGGAAGCAUUCCUCCGCCGCCGCCGGCAGCUCGUCUAUCUAUCGUCAGCGUCAGACAUCCCAGAAGAUGCAGUGCAGGCACUGACGAUGCUUCCGCCGCUCUCGUAGCAACCACAGGGUCUCUCAGCGCGGCCGCUCUUACCGCGAGCUCCAGCGGCAGCCAGAGCGGAGGCAGCGAGUCUGGUGCUGCGACAUCUACAUCGCAGAACGUCGUAGGACAGGGAAGCUCCCUUGGGGGAUCGACUAGUCCAUCGAACAAUCUUGCGAUUUCGCAGACUGGAGCGGGCAACAUGACGCAGAUGCUCUCCCUGCUGAAUCUUGGUGGUGGCCCGACGAUCGAGUGUGUCCUCGCUUCGCAAGGCGUGGACGCGCCCGCUUCGCACAUGACGGGUGGUGGCGGGCUGCCUCCCAUUGCAGCAUUUGCGCCUCAUCAUGCAGCCGCAAGCAAUAAUGCCUCCGUGGGAGCGCUGGGAGUGGGGACCUCGGCGAGCAAAGGGGCCAAAGACAACAGCAAGAGACCAAAGAACUCCAUCAAACAGACGAGCUCGAGCUUUGUUCAGAGGCUCACCCAACAUCCCGAGCUGACCAAGAUUCUUGCUGCGCGAGUCGAGGGCGACAGCUUUGCUUUUCUCAAUUCUGGCAAGAGCUUCUUGUGGCUGGCUGAUCUGCAUAGCAAGACCAAGGAGCCCCUGGCUCGCAUGGCUUUCGCAUCACCCGUGACAGCCCACGAUGUGAAUCAAGUCACUCGCUCAUCUGAUCGACUCGACAUUGUUCUUGGCUUUGCAUCGGGCGACUUGCUCUGGCUUGACCCCGUCUCAUCACGAUACACUCGCAUCAACAAAGGAGGGAUCAUGGUAUCUUCGCGAGUGACACAAGUCCGGUGGCUGCCUGGAUCCGAAAAUCUUUUCUUGUCCUCGCACGCGGACGGCACCAUGAUGAUAUGCGACCGAUAUCGAGAGGAUGCACCGACAGGUAGCUGGACACCCGCCAGCGUGUGGAGUCACAUUCCUUCUAGGGAGACUAAUUCAACAGUCCUUGCCCACGACGACGAGCACGCACCCGCCGAUAGCGAGCCCUUGGAGGUCUUGGAUACAGAUGGUCAAACGGGACACAGAGAGCAGCGUCAGUUUCCUCAUCUGCGAGCGUGGGACUCUAGACGGUGCUUGCUUGUGACGAGGCCCGGUGAGAAUGCAAUGUCUGCGGAGAUUGCAUCGUCUGCGGGCAAUCAGGGCAAAAAGAGUCAACAGAUCUGGGCGAUUAGGAAUCCGAUCUCGCACUGGAGAGUUUGCGAAUCGAAGAUCAAUGACUUCGCUUUUUCCCCAGACUUUCCACACUGUGCGAUCGUGUCAGAAGAUGGGAUGCUGCGUCUCGUAGACUUCCAGGACGAGCGACUCGAGUUCUCAUUCAACUCCUACUUUGGCGCGAUCAACUGCGCAACGUGGUCUCCAGAUGGGCGUUUCCUCCUGACUGGUUCUUGCGAUGAUUUGGUGACAAUUUGGGCACCAAGAGAAGGAAGAAUCAUUGCAAGAUGUCCAGGCCACGCUUCGUUCGUGCGUGCUAUUGCAUUCGAUCCCUGGAGAUGGAGAAUCGAUGACCGCACGUACCGGUUCGCCUCGGUUGGGGAGGACAAUCGACUCAUACUGUGGGACUUUUCUAGUGCUGCGCUACAGCGUCCGAAGCAUUCGGCUUCCGGCGGAGGUCCUUCGCAUGGUGUUGCCGCCAAACGACCCGCCCUGGGAAGCACAGUCUCUCUUGGCCUUGACGGACGUCGGCAAUCGUUCUCUGCUCGUAGAGCUUCUAUGGGUUUGGACAGAGGCUUCCAUUCUGGUCCGGGAAUCGGAGCAGAGACCGAUCCGGAUCUUGCGCCAUGCUUCGAAGCGCCUCCCAGAGGUGCAGUGGCAGAGCUGCAACCGAUCUCAGUCUCUACAUUGUCUCCUCAAGCCGAGCCUCAUGGCGAGACAGCACCGGCGCCAGGUCAGACUUCAAUCACAGCAACGCCUGCAACUCAAAACGCAACGGGAGGCAAAACCGAUCUGCUGUGUGGCGUGAGAUUCAAUUUGACCGGCAUCGUCGUCUUGAGGAGGUCUGGAGCUACUCAUACCUUUGAGAGACCAGCACCUCCACCCACUUUUGGCAGGCCUGCCGCAGGGGCGAACAACAAUGCCCCACCCCGAAGCAGUUUGGCCAUUCGGCGGCCAAUCACCCUUCCCUGGCGAUCAGAGACUUCCGAAGCGGCUGCUUGAGAACGCGCAGACCGCUUCGUUAAAUUAAUGAUGUUGCCGUCAAGUCUCGCCCUGUCACGCGAAGGGAUGUUGACUGAUCGACAUGGCAGUAGUAGUCUACUGCGCCUUGACGAUGUUUCGAUCCUAUUCGCAAUGUCGCCUAUUCGCUGUCCGUUGUGUGCGGCUUGUUUGGCUGCUCAUCAUUGCUCACAAUGACCUCUGCUAGCCUUUACAAAACGUCUUCGAUGUUCGGCUGACAGAAGUGCGAC
Molecule: messenger RNA, 2926 nt
Organism: Ceraceosorus guamensis
Lineage: Eukaryota; Fungi; Basidiomycota; Exobasidiomycetes; Ceraceosorales; Ceraceosoraceae
Product: WD40 repeat-like protein
Exons: 7
Coding region: 288-2678 (796 amino acids)
Biological process (GO): carbon catabolite repression of transcription
Cellular component (GO): cell division site; nucleus; cell tip
Molecular function (GO): protein binding
Source: RefSeq, a predicted model, not a curated record